This is a messenger RNA of Pollicipes pollicipes, 1094 nucleotides long. RefSeq lists its product as uncharacterized. The record is from RefSeq and is a predicted model, not a curated record. The annotation marks the transcript as partial. Gene Ontology annotation, molecular function: structural constituent of nuclear pore. The transcript is spliced from 8 exons. Gene Ontology annotation, biological process: RNA export from nucleus; protein import into nucleus. Gene Ontology annotation, cellular component: nuclear pore inner ring. Lineage: Eukaryota; Metazoa; Arthropoda; Thecostraca; Pollicipedomorpha; Pollicipedidae.
AUCUGCGCCGAGCUGCUGGCGUGCCGGACCUGGCGGAGGACCUGUGGGCGGGCGACUCGGCACUGCGCUCCCUGCUGGAUGAGGCGGCUGACCGGUUCCCGGCCGACGGCGUGCCACUGCUGGAGCUGGCCGCCGCGCUGGCGCAGGCCGGUCGGGACAGCCUUGCCCAGAUGGUCUCCUAUCUGGACCGGCUGCCGAGCUACGCUGUGCCGGAAGCGCUGGUGCCGGCGGGCACGGCCGUGGCGGCGCUGGACGACUGGACGCUGCAGCACGACUGGUACCCUGAGCGGCGGCUGCCGAAGUUACUGCCGUGCGCCGGCGCCGGCGCCGACCCGCUGCAGUCGGUGGUCGCCGUCCGCCUCGGAGAGCUGAUAGAGGCGCACGAGUGCGUGCAGAGCGGACGCUACCCCGCUGACGCGGCGCCACAGCUGGAGCUUCCAGCGCUGGUGCCCUGCGUGGCGUUCGUGCUGCGCGACGUGUUCCCCGGCGCACGAGCGGUUGGCAUCGUUCCCCAGUGUUGCACCAUGGUUCUGGCAGGUGAAGCUCGUAUCGUCAUGCUGCUAGAGGAGCAGACCCACUGGGACACGGGAGCAGGUCUGGAGUUUAUCCGUCUCAUCCAUGUGGCGCUGUCCGUGCUUAACAGACUGCUGAUGCUUCGUUGCCGCGCGUCGUCGGUCGGCCCGGAGCCGAGUCUGCUGGAGCGUCUGCUGACCGAGCAGCCGGCCGGCCGCAGUCAGCUGCGGCCCGUGCUGGCCAUCGCCCAGUACCUGUUCCACCGGCACAAUCCGCACCUGCCGACGCUGGCCAUCCGGCUCCUGCUGCGACUGGCCAAGGUGUUCCCGAUGUCGCUGCUGGCCUCGUUCGGCCAGGACUCGGACGUCAUCUGCGGCGUCAUCCUGACGCGACUUCCGCUCCGAAACGGAGGACGUCAACCUGAAGGAAUUGGUGCCAUUGAAACUGAGGAAGGAUCGAAGAAGAAGGCCGAGCAGGACGACGAGGGUGGAUUCCUGGAAGAGCUGCUCAUCAUUCUAAAAGAACAUAACGAUGUAAGGCUAAGCCUGCAUAGUCUGUCCAUCCGAAGAGUGGACCUCUAA